CUAGCUUGCUUGCGCUCAAAUCCAGCACAGCCAUGGUCCAGCCCCUCACCAUCUACAGCGCGCGCAUCUGCCCCUGGGCCCAGCGUGCCACUCUCGCCUUGCACGAGGUGGGCGCCUACGCCAACAAGCAGGUCGAGCACGUCGAGAUCGACCUCCAGAACAAGCCCGAGUGGUACGCGUCCAAGGUCAACCCGGCGUCCAAGGUGCCCGUCAUCUCGGUCGGCAAGGAGGGCGCCGCCGACCAGGUCAACAUCCCCGAGAGCGGCGUUCUCCUCGAGCUCGUCGCCGACCUGUUCCCCGAGGCUGGCCUGAGCCCAGCCGACCCGGUGCAGCGUGCCGAGGCGCGCUACUUCGCUCAGCGCUACACGGACGUCGUCACCUCGGCGAUGUACCAGAUCACGAUGCACGGCAAGCCCGAAGCCGGCGCGACCCUCCUCGAAGGCGUCACCGAGAUCCAGUCGCUCCUCAACCGUCACCAGGGCACGUUCCUCCUCGGCGACAAGCUCAGCAUCGGCGACCUCGCCGUCGCGCCUUUCAUCGGCCGCAUCUACACCCUCGGCAAGGCCGGCCUCAUCCCGGACGAGACGUUCUCCAAGCUCGCGUCGGACAGCAAGUACGAGCCGUUCCGCAAGUACCACGAGGCGCUCACGUCGCGCCCAUCGUGGAAGGAGACUUUCGACGACGAGUACAUCGUCGAGAAGAUGAAGGCGCGCCUCGAGGCCCACAAGGCGCAGAAGUGACUCGCGGCGAGGCCGAGCGGGUCGAAGUUGUAGCAGAAGUUGUCCGCAGUGCAGCAGUCUUUCCGAACCUCUC
Rhodotorula graminis WP1 is the source of this 813-nucleotide messenger RNA. RefSeq lists its product as uncharacterized. Gene Ontology annotation, molecular function: glutathione transferase activity. The record is from RefSeq and is a predicted model, not a curated record. Gene Ontology annotation, cellular component: cytoplasm. The coding region runs from base 33 to 740 and encodes 235 amino acids. NCBI's taxonomy places the organism in Eukaryota, Fungi, Basidiomycota, Microbotryomycetes, Sporidiobolales, Sporidiobolaceae. The transcript has 6 exons.